UCCCUGCUGCCCGAGCUGCUCACCACUGCGGCGACGACCCUCCGUGAGCUACCGUGUGAACCCCCGUGCCCCGUGAGCAGUUGGUCGUGCGUGAUCGUGAUCGCGAUCGUGACUCUACUGGUUGCUGGCUGUGACAACCCGCCCCCCCGAGGCCCCCCGAAGAUACGACCCAGCUCGGAUACUGACAACCCGGUGCUGGUGAUGGCGAUGGAUCUGCGCGUGAGCGAAGAAACGGCCCACAACAAUGAGCUCACGAUGACGGAGGAACGCAAAAUCACCGACACGCCGGUGAUGGAGUUUUACCGCGACAAGUGCGUCCUGAUUACCGGCGGCACCGGCUUCAUCGGCCGGCUGCUGAUCGAGAAGAUGCUGCGCAUUAACGUGCGACAGAUCAUCCUGUUGUCGCGGCCGAAAAAGGGCAAAACGGUGCAGGAACGGUGCGACGAUCUGUUUGGCAGCAUCGUGUUCAUGAACCUGAAGAAGGACUUCCCGACGUUCAUCGAGCGGGUGAAGCUGAUCGAUGCGGAUCUCCAGCAUCCGUCGCUGGGCAUGACGGAUGAGUCGAUCGAAUACAUUGUCAACAAUGCGCAAAUCGUACUGCACGCCGCUUCGGACGUGCGAUUCGAUCAGGCGCUGAAGAAGGCGAUCGAGGUGAACGUGCGGGGUACCCGGGACCUGCUGCGGAUCGCCGAGAAGAUCGUCAAUCUGGAGCUGUUCGUGUACAUCUCGACCGCGUACUCCAACUGUCCGCAGUCGGUGAUCAAGGAGCAGUUCUACCCGCCACCGCACGAUCCGGAACGGAUGAUCCAGCUGGUCGAGGCGAUGGACGAACGAUUCGAGCAGCACAUGAACAAGACGGUGAACGAUUUUAUCCUGCCGUGGCCGAACACGUACGUGUUUACGAAGGCACUGACCGAGGACGUCGUGCGCCAGUACGGCGAGCUGUUACCGGUAGCCGUAGUUCGCCCAUCGAUUGUGAUCGCCACCAACGAGGAACCGAUCGGAGGCUGGACGGAUAACAUCUACGGCCUGAACGGGGUGAUUGCCGGCGUUGCGCUGGGCAUUAUCCGUAUCAUGCACGUGGACGACAACAACGUGGCCGACAUCAUCCCGGCCGAUAUCGUGGUGAACGCGGUCCUGGCAGCCGGAUGGCAGACCCAUAUCGAACGUUUUAUCUAUCAUCACCUUAGGAAACACGAGCGGCCCCUGGCGGCGGCCCAAUCGAACGGUGACGUGAAGGGCGUGGCGAAGCAGCGCACCAAGAUCUACAACUGUGUCACCGGAAACGACAACCCCAUCUCGUACCAGAAAAUCUACGAAUACUCGAUCGAGGUCGGCAAGAGCUGCCCGCCGAAGAAGAGCCUGUGGAUCGUGUGCCACAAUACGACAAAGAACAAGUACGUCUACGAGUUUUACAAGCUGCUCUACCACCUGUUGCCAGCCUUCCUUAUCGACACGUAUCUACGGGCGAUCAGGCGUACGCCACGAAUUAUGGAUCUUUAUCGAAAGGUACACAAAUUCGCCACGGUCAUCGAGUACUUCGCCAACGGUCGAUGGUCGUUCGAGAAUGAAAACAUGCGAUCCCUGAGAGAGAGGCUCUCCCCAGAUGAUCAAAUAAUGUUCCCGUGUAACGUGCAGAAGCUCGUGUGGGUUGACUACUUUUGGACGUACAUCCACGGUUUGCGAAAGCACAUUGCCAACGAACCGAUCGAGAACCUCGACGAGGCUAUCAAGCGCCACAAGCAGAUGCGAAUACUGCACUUCUUCAUCCUGGCCGCGUACUACUCGGUGAUCGCACUGAUCGUCUUCUACCUGUGCAAGGCUGUGGGGUUGCUGCUGUUUUAGGGCGUCCUCGCGCACGCACGUGAACGGGCAAUCGGGUUCACGUAGGCUCUGGUCCGAUUGAUUGUAAGUUUCCAUUCUCUUUUUCAUGUACAUAGAAAAGAAGACUUAGGCAAAAUAAAACACACA
This is a messenger RNA of Anopheles bellator, 1971 nucleotides long. RefSeq names its product fatty acyl-CoA reductase wat-like. Gene Ontology annotation, cellular component: peroxisome. The coding region runs from base 202 to 1845 and encodes 547 amino acids. The record is from RefSeq and is a predicted model, not a curated record. Gene Ontology annotation, biological process: long-chain fatty-acyl-CoA metabolic process. Gene Ontology annotation, molecular function: alcohol-forming very long-chain fatty acyl-CoA reductase (NADP+) activity. The transcript has 8 exons. Lineage: Eukaryota; Metazoa; Arthropoda; Insecta; Diptera; Culicidae.